Molecule: messenger RNA, 1044 nt
Organism: Talpa occidentalis (Iberian mole)
Lineage: Eukaryota; Metazoa; Chordata; Mammalia; Eulipotyphla; Talpidae
Gene: FMR1NB
Product: FMR1 neighbor
Exons: 6
Coding region: 64-909 (281 amino acids)
Source: RefSeq, a predicted model, not a curated record
CUUCUGGGAUACUGCGCCAACGGACGUUGUGGCCGCGCGUCAGUGAGGAGGGAAGCUAGGGCCAUGCCUUCUGAGGCAAGGCCUGUGCGGGGGAGAACCCGGCAGUUAGCCAGGGUGUUGCGGGGUGCGCGAUCUAGGCAGAUAAAUAAUGAGAUGAGGAGCAAAGCGGAAAAUCCGGCCAUCGGUUCGCACCCAGGAGGCGGCCUCCGCGGGCGCCAGAUCUUAAUAGCUGCCAUGCCUCUGCCUUACUGGCAGGCGUCGAUGCGCGGCCACCAGGCUGAGAGGAAGAACUAUCUGGCGACAAUAUGGGCCCACAAGCGCUUCAUGCUGCUCGUGGGCCUCAUCUGGGUCCUUCUACUGCUUUGCAGCUUCCUGAUUGUUGGUUUUCCAUAUUCUUUGGCCCCAAGUGAGUAUCUUCUCUGGAGCAACGAAAAUGCUGAUGGACAAUCUCUGGAACAAGACUCUACCUGGGAAACUAUGCUACCUUUUUUCUUCCCAACCACGUGCAUUCCAAAGGAAGACCAGGUGGUGGAAGCUUGCACUGGACUGAGAAAUCUUAACCGGAGUGAAUGUUUGAAACUCAAAUGCUGUUAUUCAUCACUCGGGAUCAAUAACCUCAACUGUUUUACCCCGUUAGAAGAUAAGCCUUCACAGAUGUUCCGGAUAUUUGUGCUUGGUCUGAUCACCAUGAUCAUCCUGGCAUGCCUGCCCCUUUGCUGCUGCGCUCUCUGGCGGAAGAGCAAAUGGGCCAAUCCUUUACGAAGGAAAGUCAACAGAAUAGUAAAGAGUUUGAAGAAACAAAGAAUCAAACAGAAAAAGGAUGCUGAGAUGUUGAGGCCAGCGAUGGAAGGCGAGGAGGCAUUUGGUGAUGAGAAGGAGGAAGAGAGGAGAGCGUUAUUUCAUCACUAAGAUGAACACCAGCCAGAGGAGAAUGUCCCUGUCAAAUACAUCUGAUGGAACAUUUUAGAAGAACAAAAGCUGGUUCUUAUUCUCAUUACAUUUGCCUCCAAAUACAAAAUAAAGUUGAUACUUCUGUUUUUCUGC